Molecule: messenger RNA, 4162 nt
Organism: Mya arenaria
Lineage: Eukaryota; Metazoa; Mollusca; Bivalvia; Myida; Myidae
Exons: 2
Coding region: 308-1582 (424 amino acids)
Source: RefSeq, a predicted model, not a curated record
UUAACAACAACCAAACAUUGCCAGUAUUAAGUAAGAGACUAUAAUAUCUACCCGGUUCUUAAGUACGUAACAGAUCUACCCGAUAAUACAUUGAUAUACAUGUAUGGUAUUGGUUUGGCAAGUCCGUUGAAUAUUCGAUCAUUGUAUUGGGCGUUAUAGGUCAGAGUAUAGAAUUAAAACUUCAGUGCCUUCUGGUCACUUCGGCACUUCGUUUGGAUACUCCUGAAAAUAUGAGACAUUGGAUUAACACGUAGGGUACAGUGUGUUAAGUUGUGUGUGGGCUUGAUGGGGGAAGGGGUGUUGAAUUAUGCCUGGAAAUACUCGUCACAAAUGGAGAGGAAUAAAGAUGCCGUGCAGGAUGAAGGGAGCGGCGGUACAGUGCUGUAUGUGCGUGGUGGGCGUGUUCAUGUUCCUCGGGGGCAUCAUCAUGACCGCGACGGGCAUCACCCUCAUCCUUAACUACGGCCUCCUCGACAUCGAGCUGCUUCCCCCUGAUCUGGACAACGAGGAGGGGAAGCGAACUGUGGGCAUUAUACUUACCACGUGCGGCCUCCUGGCCGUGCUGGUCAGCGUGAUUGUUAGCAUCCUGUACUUGUGUAAUAAGACUAAACCCUCGGUGAAUCCGGACGAUAUGUCGAGGAUUCCGUCGUCUGCUCGGAACAAUACUCCCGAUCGACCGGAUUAUCAAAGACGUCAUGACCGAGGCAACGAUCGUUUCGAUAGACGCUCAAUAAGCAGUAUAAGUGCAAAAGUUGGAAACGGCCAUAGUUCAGCCGCUACCAGCAGGAAUCCAUCCAAGGAAAUUUACUCAGCGGAAGUUCAGCACAGGACACCUAGAACCCGUGCUCAUCGAGCUAAGAAGCAUCAAGCGCGACACAAGCACCGCCUUGAUCAGAUCAAGGAGGACGCUAUAUCCCGUAAGACGGUAGAUGGCGCUAUAGAAGAGAAUGAGUACAUGGAGACAACGAGAAGCGGCUCGUUCUCUAGUGAAAUGACCUUGGAAGACAGACAUAGACUGCCGAGAAUUAUCCAUGACCACGUCGACAACAGGGAGGUCGAGCGGCCGCCGAGCGCUGACAGCGCUAGUACGUCACAGACGAGCGAUAUUAGCGGUUACAGAUAUUCCGGGGAGGCGGAUAAAUCCCGGCGAGAAUUACAGUUUCUUCCAGACUCGAUGUAUAAAGAUUACCAGAGACAGCUCGAGACCAAUUCUAAAGACAGCGCCUCUCCAGACAUGUACGAUGAAACCUCACUCACAGAAAGCAGAAAUUUCGACCAGUGUUCAUUAACAAGUGACAAUCUUAGAAAAUUAUCUCAGCAAAAUGAUAGUCCUCUUUUGCCAGACUUUCAUUCAAAAACAAAUCAUUCCGCGGGCGGAAUAACAUCAUAUGACGGUGGUGCCGAAUUAGAUUCACCGGAAGCGCCCAGUGCAGACGACAGUGUCGUUAGCUAUAAAGCGUCUUAUCACACAGAACGUCACGGCGAGCAGACGACAGGAAGAAUAUCACCUCAAAUAGGAGAGCCAGAACAUUAUACAAACGUUGAAGCAGUGAGCAACAGUGGAACCAGCCUUAAGAGUUAAUAUUUUAUUAAAUUUGUCUGAUACUACUUUCCCAAAAUGUAUGACUAUCAUUGCCAAGUAUACAUAAUUUUGCUCAGAUAAUGCAUGUUCAUCCUUAGGAAUACAAACGGCGCCGUGUUCGUUUAUUUGAUAUUCAAAGAAAGAAAAAAAAAUGUAAUAAAAGAGAGUAAGAAUGUUGGCAUUAAGAUGUCUUGAUUCAGAAUGCAAUAUGUUCUCUGUUCAACAGGGUCUUUAAACAAACAAUGUUCAUCCCUUUAACGUCGGCAUUAUUGUUUCAUGUUUUGAUCGUUUAUAAUAUUUGAGGGCAUACUGUUUAUAUACAUUGCUCAUCAUUAUCAAUGUAUUGUCUGGCAUAAUACUCCAACAAAUUGUCCGCGAAACGUAAAGAAAAUACACGACAAUGCUAGUUUGCUUCGUUUAAAGGAAAAUCAGCGACCAUUCAUAUAUAUUGCUGGUAUACUUCAGUGUGUAUAUAUGCAUACUGCUACCAGUAACGUUUCAAUCUUUUUAUAACAUGAAUCUUUGUUUAGUUUGUUAACAAAUCUGAUACUUUUAUUAUUUAUAUUUCUGUGAAUCAGGUAGUUUUAAUAUUUAGUUGGUUGUCUGUUUACUAAUAUUGUACAUACAUAUAAACAUACAUGUAUACAUAUCAAUGCACUGUCGAUCUCCCUUGUGUAAUAGAGGCCUAUCUCAUCCAUUAGAUUGUCACUGUAGAAUGAACGUUGUGUGCUUUCUCCCAUAUCAUGAUAGUUUUUAUAUUCCAAGUUAGUUGUUGAGUUAGUUGGGGGAAUGCUAGAGAAUACGGUCGUUAUUAUUAUUAUUAUUAUUAUACACUCUUGUGUUUUGUCCACAUGAUAAGAAUCUAGCAGUUUUUAUACAUCAGAGAACACGUUUUUAUUUCAUGUCUCAGUUUUUGUUUGCUAAUUAAAUGGCUGAAAGUCAUGAAACUAAACAAAACCCCACACUCUGUAACUGUUGCAUUUGUGUUGUUAAGUUUGUAUAUUAGGCGAUAUAAUGGUUAUAAUGUGAUAGUAACUCCACAAUCCCCAAGGGUAUGUACACGAAUCAUGGUCUGUGUUCCUCCUUCGUCAUGUUUAAACCUGUUACAGUAGUUAAAAUAGUAUGUGUAUAACUAUUUUGAAGACAAUAUUUCUUUUAUAUUUAAUUAAAAACAGAAGUACCUUCGCCGUCCAUAGUAAUAAAAUGAUAUUUUAUUUGUUUAUGGAGUCAAAUGCUACUAUAGUUUUCUCAAUAGUCUGGGUACAUGGAUUUAUUAUUUUUUAUAAUUUGUUUCCCAAAAGGUGAAAAUCACAGUUAAUAUGUAAUAGUUAGGACAUAUUAUGUUAAAUAUUCAUUAUUAAGAAGCGCGGAGAGAGCGAAUCUGGCGACCACUUUUUGCAAUUACUAUUUCACAAUGUUCCAACUAACUUAGAUAAUAACAUAUUUUCACCAAGCGCGGAACCCAAUUAUGAUGUCAUAUCUGUUUUGUUCUUAAUGGCCGAGUGUGGUACUUUCUUUAAGAGUAUAGCCUACUUUUACAACCACCAAUUAGAUAAAGUCUAUCGUUGUGGGGGAUUUAAAGUUUAAACUAACCUGACACUUCAGUUAACAGAUUGAAACAGAUUAAAAUAAUUGCAUGUAUUCAUAUGUUCUAAUGUCUGACAAUGAACUUGUAACAUGACAAUCUCUUUUAUAUAUAAAUGAUACAUGUAUUGAAUGUUAAUACAGGUAAUCUAUGCAAAAAUAUCUGCUGACAUUUUUUUUUUUAAUAAUUAAUGGUUUUACACCAUUGUUAUUGAACCCUCAUCAAAGAUACCAAUAUAAAACAAAACAUUUAAUUAACGACCUUAUGUUUUAUGUUAUCCGAUUUUCAAGCGGAAUUAUACCUAUAUACUGUUUAAGCAAAAAGUUAAAAAUCAGGACGUAGAAGCUUAAUUUAUGUUAUUUUAGAACAGAACACUAAAUGUUGACUGAAAUAUAUCAUAUGCAGUGUUGUAAACCACACGUUUGAAAUUUCCAUAAGAACUAGAGGAUUUUGGUUCUAGUUUAACAUGGGAAAUUGAUUAGCCACAAAUAUGACAAAAUAGGGAUAUUUGCUAUUUACAAAGGUCAAUAGAGUUUCUAAGUGUUCAAUAUACACCAUUUUGUAAAGUUUGUUUUCUACUGGUUAGGUAAAUUACAGGCUGCAUACUUCAAACUUUAUACUUUCAACAUGCGGUUUAUGUUGACCUUUUGAUAAAUUAUGAAAGUACCUGUCCUCAGCGAUCAAAGUAGGCCAUAGGUUUUUCUUCAAUGGAAACAGCUCAACAAACCAUUAACCUUUCAUGGGUAGAGGCAUUUAUAUCAUGAACUAUAUCACACACCCACAUUUAUUAAGUAAUGGUUAUGGCUUCUGUCCCGAUGUAUGAUCUUUUUUAUAGCAUAUAUAUAUAUAUACACUGAGAUGUUUUUAACUUUAAAAAAGUUAUAUGUGAUAUAUGUCGCAUUUCCAUGAGGCAAAAUGACCAUGUCAUGAUUUUACAGUGAUUAUGUUCUGUUAUUAUUAUGUUUUCCUUAUUUGAGUAAUAAAUGUAAAAUAUC